Molecule: messenger RNA, 411 nt
Organism: Bombyx mori (domestic silkworm)
Lineage: Eukaryota; Metazoa; Arthropoda; Insecta; Lepidoptera; Bombycidae
Gene: H2ax-l
Product: histone H2AX-like protein
Exons: 3
Coding region: 1-411 (136 amino acids)
Biological process (GO): heterochromatin formation
Cellular component (GO): chromatin; nucleosome
Molecular function (GO): DNA binding; structural constituent of chromatin; protein heterodimerization activity
Source: RefSeq, marked provisional
AUGAAUCGUGGAGCCAUUGUAAAGACUAGCAAAAAGAAGUCCGGAAGCAAUCGAGCUGGCCUGAGUUUGCCUGUGGGCAGGAUCCACAGGAUUUUACGCAAUGGUAACUACGCCAGUCGCAUUGGCACAGGUGCCGCGGUGUAUUUGACUGCAGUAUUGGAAUAUUUAGCAGCAGAAAUUUUAGAAUUGGCCGGAAAAGCUGCCGAAGAUAAUGGCAGAACUAGGAUAUCACCACGCCACAUCUUGCUCGCUCUUCGUAAGGAUGAUGAACUUAAUAGAAUGUUAUCGGGUGUGACCAUAUCUCAGGGAGGAGUUAUACCCAGGAUUGAACCCCAGUUAUUACCUAAAAAAACCGCUAUAAAAAGUAAUCAUUCUAACAACACUAACAACUCAUCAUCACAAGACUACUAA